Exophiala bonariae is the source of this 831-nucleotide messenger RNA. RefSeq lists its product as uncharacterized. The transcript is spliced from 2 exons. Lineage: Eukaryota; Fungi; Ascomycota; Eurotiomycetes; Chaetothyriales; Herpotrichiellaceae. Gene Ontology annotation, molecular function: hydrolase activity. The coding region runs from base 1 to 831 and encodes 276 amino acids. The record is from RefSeq and is a predicted model, not a curated record.
AUGUCUAGUCAAAGCGGCCUCAGCAGCUGCUGCAUCUCCGGUUCGGUCCACAGUGGCAACCCAAGCGGGCGCGAAGACACCAUUGGCGGGAUCGCGACCUACAUUGCCGAGCCCUCGGACAAAUCGACUGCGAAAACCGUGGUGUUCUUGGUCGAUAUCUUUGGGUGGAAGUUUAAGAACGUUAGGCUCUUAGCGGACAACUAUGCCAAAGCCGGCUUCUACUGCUACAUUCCUGACGUCCACGAGGGCGAUUCUCUACCGAUUGAGUUUCUCCAGAGCGUCGAGCCUCCCUUGAAGGCAAAAGAGCAGGAGGGCAUUGUCAAUAAGGCGAAAGAAACAGUUGAUGUCAUGGCGACGCUUGGUCCUUGGCUGGCAAAACAUCGCGAAGGUAUUGCCGAGCCGAUUAUCAGUGGGUUCAUCAAUACUGUCAAGAAUAUCCCUGGCACGAACAAGGUCGGUGCCAUCGGAUUCUGCUGGGGUGGGCGAUACGCCAUACUGCAAACCCACGAGCGAAAGGAAGGACAAGUCGGUGGCGUCGAUGCCGCUUACGCGUGCCAUCCGUCGUUACUCGCCAUCCCUGGUGACAUCUCGCCUGUCGCAAGACCCACAAGUCUCGCUGUUGGAGAGAAGGAUAGUAUGCUGGACUUGAAGUCUGUUGAGCAAAUUCGAGAAGCUCUGAACAAGACCGGUGUCCCCUCAGAAGUGAAGAUCUAUGAUGAUCAGGUGCACGGUUUCGCGCUCAGGAGCGAUUGGAGUAGUGAUGAGGACAAGAAGGCCAUGGAUGCUGCUGAGAAGCAGGGUGUUGAGUGGUUCAAGAAAUAUUUGUCUUAA